AUGGCUUCCAAACUCACUAUGCAGACCGCAUAUAAAAUGAACUCGGGAUAUGAGAUCCCGGCCGUUGGUUUUGGGGUAAGCGAAAGUCCGCCAGCUCCGGCCGUUACCGAGAAAGUAACAUUGAAAGCUCUAGAGGCAGGAUAUAGACACAUUGACUCUGCCAGAGCCUAUAAAAAUGAAGCAGAAUGUGCAGAAGCCAUUCGAAAGUCCAAGCUGAAGCGGGAAGAUAUAUUUUUCACCACGAAGGUCCCAUGGAGAGCAUUAGGGUACGACACAACGAAGCAAUCCAUCGAGGAGAGUCUGAAGACCGCAAAAAUGGACUACUAUGACUUAAUCCUCCUUCAUGCCCCGUACGGAGGACGAGAGGCCCGUGAAGGUUCCUGGCGUGCCCUGGUUGAGGCUCAAAAAGCAGGAAAAGUUCGCUCAAUCGGUGUCUCUAAUUAUGGUGUUCACCAUCUCGAUGAAUUAGAAGACUAUAACAAGUCUAUCGGAGGCAAAAUAGACGUUGGACAAUACGAAAUCCACCCAUGGCUCCCAAGGAGGGACAUUGUCGAAUGGCUUCGAAAGCGUAAUGUGGUUGUUGAAGCAUACAGUCCUCUUGUACAGGCGACGAAGAUGGAUGAUCCAAUUUUGCAAGAAUUAGCCAAGAAGCACAACAAAAGUCCUGCUCAAGUUCUUGUUAGGUGGAGCUUGCAAAAGGGCUAUGUUCCCCUCCCAAAGUCUGCAACAGAGUCGCGGAUAGUAGAGAACGCUGAUGUUUUCGAUUUCGAGCUCUCUGAACAAGAUAUGCAGUCCCUUGAAACUGAUGAAUAUCAAAACGUUUGUUGGGAUCCCACUACCCACAAGGAUGGGGAGCCAAUUGGCAUGUAA
Uncinocarpus reesii 1704 is the source of this 870-nucleotide messenger RNA. RefSeq lists its product as uncharacterized. Bases 1 to 870 code for a protein of 289 amino acids. Lineage: Eukaryota; Fungi; Ascomycota; Eurotiomycetes; Onygenales; Onygenaceae. The record is from RefSeq and is a predicted model, not a curated record. The transcript is spliced from 5 exons. Gene Ontology annotation, molecular function: oxidoreductase activity.